CGCAGGCAAAGUGCCGCCAGGGCAGGGACGGGGAGGUGGCGAGGACCUGGGAGGCGGGAGUUCGUGCCAGGAGGGACUGAGAGAAGUGGGCUCGCGCUGAGGAGUGGGGAGGCAGAGCUCGAAUCUAGGAGGGGCAGGGCCGGGCCUCGGUAGGAUGCGCAGGCGCGGUUCAUGCACUUGCUCUGGCACUCCCUCCACAGAAAAUUGCACUACAGCUCAAAGCCACGCUGGAGAAUGUCACCAACCUCCGCCCCUUGGAUGAAAUGUGGCAACUGUGGUGAGAUUUCAGAGAAGUGGCAGUAUAUUCGGCUGAUGGACAGUGUGGCACUGAAGGGAGGUCGUGGCAGCGCCUCCAUGGUCCAGAAGUGCAAGCUAUGUGCGAGGGAAAACUCCAUCGAGAUUUUGAGCAGCACCAUCAGAUCUUACAAUGCUGAAGACAAUGAGAAGUUCAAGACAAUUGUAGAGUUUGAAUGCCGAGGCCUUGAACCAGUUGAUUUCCAACCCCAGGCUGGAUUUGCUGCUGAGGGUGUGGAAUCGGGGACAGUCUUCAGUGAUAUUAAUCUGCAGGAAAAGGAUUGGACGGACUAUGAUGAAAAGGCUCAGGAAUCUGUGGGAAUCUACGAGGUCACCCACCAGUUUGUUAAGUGCUGAACCUUCUCCCUGCACACUUGCCUCUAAGAACUGAGAAGGGACAACU
Messenger RNA from Lontra canadensis (Northern American river otter), 697 nucleotides. It is a transcript of the gene CZIB, whose product is annotated as CXXC motif containing zinc binding protein. NCBI's taxonomy places the organism in Eukaryota, Metazoa, Chordata, Mammalia, Carnivora, Mustelidae. The coding region runs from base 172 to 651 and encodes 159 amino acids. Gene Ontology annotation, molecular function: zinc ion binding. The transcript is spliced from 7 exons. The record is from RefSeq and is a predicted model, not a curated record.